GAUACGUCACUCACAUUUGCCUUUGUUGACACAAAGUAGGAAGUAGUGAUAAGUUCUAACGUGAUUUUGUCGAUUUUGUUUUGUAAACAACAUGUAGCCUAGUCAUAUUUUCAUUUGAAUUACUUGCCGGGUUGAAAAGGACAGCGGCAACAACGUGGACUUUGCGCGUGCACUUUCAGUUUAUGUCUACUCCACAAAUCAUAACUCAUGGAAGCAUUCAAUUCGUCGUCCAGGACAGUGGGUAACGCUUUAUCCCAUACGCUAUAACUUAAGCUGUAAUUCGUUUACACUCGAGACAUUGUCUACUAUCUACUUCCUCAAAAGGUCUACAACCGUAGGCUAUUUUGGAGUUAAACCUUUUGGAGUAAAGUUGCUGCGAUGUCUGGCCAGAAGGUGGCAGAGGCGUUGGAGGAGUGUUGCAGGUGCGUGACAGAAGAACUUGCCGAGGGGAGCAUGGAAGAGGCCGAGCGAGAGUUCACAGCAUGCAAUGAGGCCCUGUCGGAGGAGCUGGUCGUUCUUCUGCGGGACGCUGCGGAGAUGAAGUGGCCCUUUGUGCCGGAGAAGUGGCAGUACAAGAACGCCCUGACGUCAGAGGACAAAGUCAACCUCAAGGACCUCAUCAGUGGAAACCUUCCCCACCUUUUGGCGUACCUAAAGGCAGCCAUCUUGGCGGGCCGGCCUCUCUGGGCGUCCUCCGCCAUCUUCCUGGUGGACCGCUUCCUGUACUGGACGGACGACUCUCGGCAGCUGCUGCGGAUAACCAGGAAGUUGCACCGGCGCUACGCAGACACGCCCAUCGCCCCGCAGGUGGUCAUCAGGCAAGCCCGCGUCUACUUCAGCACAGGCAAACUACAGAAGGCAGAGUACAUCCUUGGGAGCCUAAUAAGCAACAGUGGCUCAACUGGAUGCUGGAAGUAUCAGACAGACAGUGACCGGAUUCUCGUACAGGCCGUGAGUGUCCAGGUUCGCGGCCAAGUUCUGCAGAAGCUGGGACUUUGGUUUGAGGCUGCAGAACUGAUCUGUGCUUCAUUGGUUGGAUUUUAUUCUCUACCUCAACCUGAUAAAAAGGGAAUUGGAACAUCACUGGGCAUACUAGCAAACAUACUGGUGUCAAUGGAUGACAAGGACUUCAAGAGGCUGCUUGCAAGUGAAGACAGACACAUGUCAUUUUUCAGAAACACCCAGCACAGAUUGCUUUCUGCAGCAGAGUCGGCUAAAAUGGCAGUGAUCUAUAGCCAGUACGCCUCACUGUAUGUGCUGACGAAUGAGGUUGUGCAAGGGACCUGUCUCCUGUCCUACAGUUUCUCAGCAGAGUGUCCUCAAUCAGGGAAAACGGCUUUCCUGGCCCAAGCUAAAGAGGCCUUUGAAAUCGGCCUACUGACAAAAACAGCAGAGGAUGUUGUGACCAGCAAGCAGGAGCUGCACACAUUCGUGAAAACAGCCUACGCCUUAGCUAUCACCCACAAGUGGCUUGGAAGUCCUAAUAGCCCAGUGAAUGAAGCCAUAGAAGCAUGCCAGGCAGCGUCGAAAGCCUAUUAUGACUACUGUUUCGAGGAGAACGCAGACAGGGACAGGCUUUGCAGAGACAUCAUGGGGCUCGUGCAGAAGGUGAAAUCACUGCUGAAGGUGGAACCGUUUGUGAACUCCGACCCUGGGUCCUUCAUUCCAGACGCCUACAAGGCCACAGCAAACACAGCGGUCGUCUUUACAAAAGACGACUUCACAAAAGUCAUGGAGAAAUUCCAGCAGCAUCACGAGUCUGUGCGCGAGGCCUCCAAAGCAGACCAAAGCCGCCGUUGCCAUGACGACGUAGAUGGGUGUGAUAAAGGCACGUCCACACCAGGACUGUGUGUCACGGCUUUUGGGACAGACACGAAGAUGCCUAACACUGAGUGUGCCACGGAGAGCCACGUGCCAGUGGCACCUUGCGGCACCGGACAGGGAGGGAAGAAGAAAUGUGUCACGCCAAGUGUGUCAUCACCAAGACAGCAUCAUGCUGAUUUACCUAGUAACAAUGACACCACUCAAAUAGACACCUCAGACGGAGACGAUCAGGUACACUUUGGUGCCAAUAGGAAGGGAAAGUCUUCCUCAAAUUCUCUUGGCAGUAGUUUGGGGUCUUCUUGGGGCGUUGUGACAAGCAGCAGCAGAAGCAGAAGCAGCAACCAAAUGUCAAAUAUGCCAUCUUUUGCAGGGGACAUAAAUUGUCCCACAGAGUGUGACACUGAGGAUGAGGUAGAUUCUCUGGCACUGGGUUUGUCUGCAGCAUCCAUGGUGGUCAUCAAAGGCAAAGACGUUGGAGACAAUGUACUAGAUAUAAGUCAUCCAACACAGCAGCCUCCCCGUAUCCAAACUGGAAAAGAGGGAAACAGAAGUCAUCGUAUACAGUCAUCCAAACUGCAUAGUCCCAGUAGGGCUAUUGAUCUCAGCCAUACAGAGACAGAAGAGGAUGCAUCUGAUAUGCAGGGAAUGCAGAGCCCUAUGAUCAAAGUUACCUCCCAGGGCAAUGAACAGAGGUCCAAGUCUAGUUCAUUGAGCAGUAGUGUUGGGUCUCAGUCAUCUUGGCAAGUAAUACCAUCGUUGGAAUCGCAGUCAUCUAUUGACGAUGGCCGUUCUGUUGUAAGAGGCAAUCAAGUUUUCACAAAGGCAACCAAUGGAAACUCCCCAGCCCACAUCAGUUCAUCUGGGCAAAGAGGAACACAAAGCAAUCCCAUCUCUGAAUCAUGCGUAGAGACAGUAGAUGACAGCCCAGAUGUAUUGAAUUUGAGCCAGGGUGUUAAAGUGCCCAUCCAGGGUAACAAGGGGUGGACGUCUUCCAGUUCUCUGGGCAGUAGCUUUGGAUCCCUCUCACCAUUGCCAGAGGCAUCCUCUGCUGCUCGUAAGGGCAAUAAAGAGGUUGUUGGAGAUGAAACUGAAGAUGAUCCAGAUAACCCAAGCCUUAGCCCUAUUGCAGUGGGUCUUCCCGGCAGCCAGGAAAGGCCUCUUAGCAGUUCAUUAGGCAGCAGUUUCGGGUCAUCGUCAUCCUGGCAAAAAAUACCUUCACUUGAUGCCUUAUCGUCUCGUAGCGGUGGUGGUCAGACAGCAGCGAGAAACAUCCUGCCAACAAACCAUGAACAAGAAGACAAACGUCCCAGAGGACAUCUUGGGGAUAUCCGUGGACCUACCAAACCAACCUUCCCCUCUGAAACGCUGGAAACUGAGCCUGAUCAAAGUGGUCUCCAGAUGAACGUAGGAGUCAACAGUGCAGCGACAGGGCCAAAUAUCAUCAAAAGUGCCACUGAGCCAAAGAAUGGAAGUUCAUCUACAAACCUUUCGUGUCCUGAGGGGACUACAUGUAACGGUUGUUUCCCUUCAUAUCUGUCUGAGUUGGACGCACUGGGCGAUAUUCUAACACGGCAGGAUUACAGUGCCCUAUUCUCUGGAGUUUGCCAUGAAUGCCUGAUGAAGAGACUUCCAAUGAAAAAAAAUCCAUCUUUACCUGAAAACAAAGCCUAUGGGGCAGUCCUGCUGAAGUUUUCGAAGGCCACUGGGUUGUGGACUGGCCGUGAGACAAACCUAUACAUUGGGAAAUAUCUACAUAAAGGUGCACAACGCAAAGCAUUUUGUGUUCAAUUUCUCCACCAGGAGGAACUGCUGGGCAGUUAUGUGGGGAAGCAGUAUCACAAAUUCGAGGCAGCUGUCCAGGACCACCUGAAUGACGUGGAGAGGCAGAUGACCGCCCAGUACUACGUGACGGAGUUCAACAAGAGACUCUACGAGAAGAACAUCAUAGCCCAGAUAUUCUUCAUCCCCUCCGAGGUGCUGCUGAUCUUAGAGCAAGACACGAUUGUUGGGUGUGUAACAGCUGAGCCAUACAUCAUGGGCAAUUUUGGCAAGCUCACCAACAACACGAGCACUGUCAAGGAAACUGAAGCUUUACAAUACGGCAUCGCUUUCGGGCACUUUACCUUCGAAUACUCCGGCGGAGAGGAGGUUGUUGUGGAUCUCCAGGGCUGGGUGACAGAGAAAGGUGACGGACUGACCUACCUCACGGACCCACAGAUCCACACACUGAAGAAGCCCUACCACUCAAAGUCGAACUUCCACCAGAGAGGUAUCGACCUCUUCCUGGAGGCGCAGCACGGCCCAGAAUGUAACAGUAUCUGUAGAAAGCUCUGUCUGGGGAAACUGCAGAUGCCCAAGGUUGCAGCUUAGACGGUGCCUAUGCCGAGAUAGCUUGUGGUAUUUCAUAGCAAGGGUGCUACAGUAUUUGUAAGGGAGGAUUUCCCCCUUCUGGUUUUGAUAUCUCCAGUUCUUCUACUUCUUUUUUGCAAUUCCAUUGAUAUUGUAACUCCAUUGAUGGUAACUCCAUUACCCACCCCCCCCUAUUUUUUUCUACAAAUCUUACCCUGUUAAUGUCUAUACCAGACAUGAUCAACUGGCGGACCCAGGUCCGGAUGCGGACCCAAACGCAAUGUCAUCCGGACCAAGACAAAAUCCAUCUGUAUUUAAUAUGUAUAAAUUAUACAUGAGAUUUCGCUGCCAUGCGAUCUAUAGGUGUAUUUCGCCAGUCUUAUGACAAAUAAAAGUAUCAUCACUAUGACAACUCAGUGAGUGAGCAAGAGGCCAGUGUGGCCAGCGAGUGAGGCUAUUUUCUGCAUCGGUCCGUAGCGACUUUUUUGGACCCUGGAAACAUACGAAAUUUGGCGAGUGGACCUUUGCAGUUUCUAGUUGAGCACCCCUGGUCUAUACUUUAGGGCAAAGUAGGGACCAACUCUAAGUAAUUUUUAAUUGUCAGCUUCAAAUAAGAUUUACAAAAUCCGUUCAGCCAGCGAUUAAUCAACUUUUUAAAGCAUUUCUGAAUUUCAGAGCAGUCCCGUUGGCUGUAAGGUAUUCCACUCCAUGGGCUGUAUCUGCACCGAAGUUUGGAGAAGCAGGCUGGCUGUCUGUUCUCUGUUGUUGACCAGCUGACCAGAGUGGUGCUGGUGCCCGCUCCUGCACCAGCUAUUAGGAACCAAAGAGCUCACCUGCCAACCACCUGUUUUCAUACUGGGUUGUGCACUUUGCCAUGUGACCAUGGCCGGAUGAACCGGCUGACGUCUAGAUAGUCGUCAUAGAUUGCAGAGAAAAACCCACUAUUUUUCAGCUCGCAUCGGAAAUCAACUUUCUGGUCCCUGAGCGCUCAGAUUUUCAGUGUGAACACAUCAGCCAGUUCAAGAUUAGGUGCGGGAACAGGCACUGGCAUGGUUCUCUAUCAGCCUGAACACGCUAUUGAAGAGACAGUCCAACUUCCAUGUCAAAAAUGUAACAUAUCCAUCUACAAUCUUUACUCUUUGGUUGACUCUCAGUAUAUGUGAUAUUGGGAUUUAAAAAGGUAUUGAAAUUAUAGAUUUGCAGUGAGCCAUAUAGCUCAUCGUCAAGAAAAUUAGACAAGAGAAGUAAGAUUUUACGCUUUGGCCAAAGGGAGAGGAAAGUCGGCACACUUUUCAGAGAACAAGCUCUGCCUCUUAGCAAACCAAUCUUGACUCUUUCUUGGUCCAGCAAAAGCAGGAGUUUUUAUUUCAUAGUUCACAUCAUAGUGGACAGUUGCAAAACACAUCACUUCCUAUUUCUAACAUGUGUUGUCUGGUUUCAAGAUCCUCAAAGUAAUUUGUAUCUCAAAUUUUCAGUUAAGCCAGCAUUCUGAGAGGUCUCCAUCUGAGCUGAACUAUAAUUGAACUUCCUUCUGAACUUGUGAUUUUAACAGAGCUGCACAAAAGACAUUUCUUACUGAUGAUAACAAUUUGAAAAGCAAAGAUUUAUCAUGAUUCUUACACUCAUGGUUAUUGAUGCUUCAUUGUUCUUUGCACUUUUGCUUUACAUGAUUCCACUUACCAACUGCUACGUGUAUGUGGCUAAAGGCUAGAAUUAAAUUAUGGUUGAAUAGUUGUUAGUAGUUGUUUUCCCUAUGAUGUGAUAUGAUUUAUUUUUCAUAAUUUGUACAUAAUAUUUUUAACAAUGUGCAGGCCUACUUGAUUAAAAAAAAAACAGCAAGUACCAUGUUGAGCUUAAUAAGUGAAAUGUUGUGCAGGCAAUCUUUGGGAAAGAUUUAUUUCAAUGUGAACAUUGGUGAGGAGAAUGACCUGCUGUACAAUGUUUACACAAUUACCUUUUCGAGGUUAAAUUCUAAAUAAAAAAAUAAAAUAAAAUGGUUGGA
Messenger RNA from Engraulis encrasicolus (European anchovy), 6175 nucleotides. RefSeq names its product alpha-kinase 1 (gene alpk1). The transcript is spliced from 13 exons. Gene Ontology annotation, cellular component: cilium. Gene Ontology annotation, molecular function: monosaccharide binding; protein serine/threonine kinase activity; ATP binding. The record is from RefSeq and is a predicted model, not a curated record. Lineage: Eukaryota; Metazoa; Chordata; Actinopteri; Clupeiformes; Engraulidae. The coding region runs from base 379 to 4194 and encodes 1271 amino acids. Gene Ontology annotation, biological process: cytoplasmic pattern recognition receptor signaling pathway; innate immune response; protein phosphorylation.